GGCGGGACGGUUUGAAUGGAGCUGGGGGCGGGAUCUCGGGUGUGGGCUGAGCGAGCGAGUGGCGGUUGGUGCGAGCCGUUGCCGCGGCGACACGGCGGCGCUCACUCAGUCGCUCCCCGGCCUGCGGGCGACCCGGUGAUGCCUCGGUUAACGCGCUGUGGGCCGCCGCCGCCGCUACCGGGCCCACACCGCCGCUCCCGCACAGCCAGGGUGCUGGCCGAGAGGAACCAGGCCGUGGUGCCGGUGGGAGCCUGGGUGGAGAGCGCCAGGGACGGACCCGAUGACCAGCACCCGGCGUUUAUUACUGCUCUGGAGGUAGAUGAGCAACUAAAGGAAAUCCGUAGAGCAAAGUUGGAGAAUUUGAAACGUUUUCAAGAUGAAGUGAAGCAUCGUGUGACCGAGUAUGCUCGCAUUUGUAAGAAACAUCAACAGCAACGAACUUAUGAAGCAGUUGAAAGGGAUGAUUGUGUGAUAAAACAAUCCUCUGCAUCAGCUGAACAGCUCAUUCCAAAUAAAAGCCCAUGCCUACUUCGCAGUAAUGAUAAUGAGGUUGGGUUUGCUAUAUUAAGCCCAAGCUCAAGGUGGGUAUCUGCACAGGGGCUGAGUAAUGAAAAAGAGGAAGAUGAAGAUGUAUUCAAUGAUCAAGCAAGACAGCUGAGCAAAGUUACAAAAGAGGCUCGUCAUCGCCUUGCAUCAUGUCAAACGGUACCACAGAUGGACCUGUGCUCAAGUCUACCAGGAGGUGUCUGGAAGGUAUCUCCAACAAGAGAUAAUCCGGCAUCUCGAAGUGGGAGGGAAUUAAGUGUCACAGAACAUUUCACAUGUUUGAAAGACCAACAUGACCUGCCCGCAGAGUUGCAGGAACAGCCUCAGCAAUCAACAGAUGGGAAGCAUGUUACUUUCCAGCCCGAGCCACAGAAUGAGAAGGCCUGUAGCAGACUUAAUCGUGAGCCUUAUCCCACGGGUUCCUACCUCGGAUUUAGUACUGACUACAAGGCAACGGGCAUCCUGCGGCCAGGUGUGCACCAGGAAGAGAGUAAGAAACAGCGAGGCAGCCAGUAUAUGAUGUAUCGUCGCCUCUUCAUGGAUAUUGAACGAGAGCAGGUGAAAGAACAACGGCGCCAUCAGCAACAUUUGAAGAGAAUAGCAAAAAUUAAGGAGGAAAAGGAGAAUCUAAGAAAAGCAGAAGAAAAAAGGAUGAUUGAGUUUGCUCAUCAAAGCGAACUAGGGAUUCAAUGUGGAAGGACUGCUCAGUUCAAGGAAGAGGAAAAACAGAGGGCAGCCAAAAGCCAACGAAAUAGAGAGAGUGCAAGAUAUAUAGAAGCCUUAAGAGCACAGAUGAUGGAAAAGAUUAAAUUGCAGAAUAAUGAUCUGCCACCACUCUGCUGCUGCGGAUCUGAUUUUUGGGAUUCGCAUCCAGACAAGUGCGCAAAUAAUUGUGUCUUCUAUAAAAAUCCAAAAGUGUAUGCCAGAGCACUACAGUCUGUUUUAUGCUCAUAUGAUGCUUGGGACGGACACUACAGAAAUCGUGCUUCAGUGAAGAAGUUUGCAUUGAUGAAUGUUUGUCAAACCAAGAAGUAAUUCACCAGCUUUGGGAAACUAAAUUCAGUCCAUCGAUAAAUUUUCACUGAAAGACUCAAUCUGUAAGGUGUGAUUAGAAAAUAUGUGAGUGUUUUUAUUUUCUUAACGACUGGUGUUUGAUAAACUAUUUAUAGUGUUUUUUGUAUGAGAAACAAAUUUUUAAAAGAAAUUUAAUCAUUUUUUCUGAAUUUUCCAAUUGAGCUUAAAGUUUGAUAACUUUGAAUAGUAUCUUCAUUGGAGACCAUUUUACAGAGAAUGAAGGUGUGUAGACAUAGAAUAACAAUAAAGGAUCACCUCAAAACAUGUUUCAUUAUUUCAUGUUUCACAACUAUAUGCUACUUCAAUCCCCACCCCCGUCACCUCCAACUCUCACUGUGCCCUGCAAAGGGAGUUCCAAACAGAGAGAUGCUUUUGAGAAAAUAAAUAAUCAUGACACAUAAUUUCAUAUUUGUUAUAGGUUACCUUUGAGUUUUUUGCUACGUGUUUGAUUUGAAUAAAAAAGAUAGAAUAAUUGCAUUAAAAAGUGAUAUGGUUAUGUAGAGAGUCCAAACAUCGUGUACAAAUGUUUUUAUUAAGACAUUACAGAUUUGGCAUACAUGUGAGUUUGGUGCACUCUAACAUAAAGUCAUUGUUGCUGCUGUUGAGCAUGGUUGUUGACUCGCGAUCUCGAGCUAAGUUUCUGCAAGUGGCUUGAAUACCAGGUGGCACCACAUGACCCCCCCCAACCAGAGGAAUGAAAACGAGCAGACAGACGAAACACGGCGGCCUGAACUCGUAAAUACAACUGAAACACAACCGGCAAAGAUGACAGCGGCGAGGCUGGGUCCCCUGUACAGGCUGACCAAUGUCCCAAAUGAGCGGGCUGAAGACGAGCCACCCAUGUCGAGCACAAAGUCACAUUAAGUAGACACACAGGCAGUCCUUGAGGGCAGAAGCGGGCGGGACGGCGAAACAGAAAAGAGCAAGUCCACCUUCAUCCGGAAGGUGGAGGGCAGCUCCUGCUGUGGGUCUGUGGGCAGCCCGGCCAUGGGUCAAGAUUGUGGGGAUCGCGGGUGCAGUCUGCGCUCUGGCUGUGGGCAAUGAAAGAACAAGGAAAAACAACAGGAGUGGAAAAUGAAAAAAAAAACUGCAGACACCAGAUGGGGCUGCCAUUGACGGCCAUUAGAGCAAGUCCUGGUGGCCCGGAACGAGCAUCGACCCCCCCCAUCGGGGCAAAAUGCUCACCACUAUUCCCGUGUCAACAAAGGAACGCCUCUCGGAAUGCCGGUCUCUAACGUAGGGGCGAUGUUGCUGGCCGGCUGAGGCGUUUCCUGGAUGCUUGCAGGUCGGUCGACCUUGACGGGCCUCUGAACCCACCGCUGGAGGUAGGAGGACCACGUACCUUCGCCGGUGUCACUCAAGACCAGCCACACUGCCGUUCCCUUGGUGAAAACAGGAACCGGCGACCAUGGGUCAGGACCGUGGGGCCCGCGGACACUCUGCCUGUGGGCUGUCCCGGCUAUGGGCCAUUGGGAUCCAUCGCUGUACCGCCGACUCACGACUGACUGAGGCUCAACCCUGCUGCUGGGCCGACCACAGCUCGACGUAUGGACAGCCAGCGGAUGAGGAUUAUCGAAAUCCUUACCGGCACGGAGCAGGCGGACGUCAUCGGGCCUCCGCUCCAGGUAAACCUGCUCGAUUGGGAGGUAGGGCUUGCGGUCGUCAAUCAAGAUCUGGAUCGCACCCAUCGACCCGGACGGCCUGGGAUCGCCGAGACCAGUCUUAGGCAGGAGUCGAGCAGCCCAAUCGCAGCGGUGGAGACCAAAGGUACGUUACAGGAGUGCGUUGAGGCUAUUGUCGGCGGCAUAUUGUUACAGCACGGAGUUGACGGCUGUAUCCAUAGCGCAAAAUCACUGUAGAACUGGGCUGUCGGCUGCGGACAGCGAGAAAUCUAAAAUAUUGCUUUGGAAUGUCGGGUCACCAUAGUAGAGAGUCCAAACGUUGUGUGCAAACGUUGUUUUAAUUAAGACAUUGCAGGUUUGGCAUACAUGCGAGUUUAACAUAAAGUCUUCUUGCGUAUGGCGUGCAUAGCCUAAAGUUGCAGGACAACUUGUUCUAUUUGAUUGUGCACGCCAGGUUGAUUUCAUUCGUCGAAACAGGGCAGACCAGGUGAAGGUUGCAAUCUCUCACCCCAACAUAAAGUCUUUGUUGCUGCUGUUGAGCGAGGUUGUUGACUUGUGAUCUCAAGCUGACUUUCUGCUGUUGUUGUAGGACACACCCCUAAACUCAUGACGUUCUCUUCCCGCCAAACGCACUCACGUGACUGUUCCAGUUCUGGUGACGAGGGUUCGAUCAGUAAGUGGCUUGACCACCAGGUGGCGCCACAGUUAACUAUUUUCCACAAUUUGCCCUUCCACAAGUGCAAACGCAUUUAGUUUUGACUCUACAACUUGUGGGAAAAAGUGUUAUCACCGACAGUUUAGCAAUUAAUAAAGCAUUCAAACUAAUUAUGUGAAAUUGAAAUGUCCAGAUCAUAGGUGAAUUAAAAUCAGCAAAUUAAGAUGACCACGGCUGUUCCAUUUUUGUGAUGACUUUGGCCUUAUUCAUAUUUGUUUUAUUUGUGUGUGCCCACUUUGAAUAAAAAUGCUGACUUGAAAUG
Molecule: messenger RNA, 4219 nt
Organism: Leucoraja erinaceus (little skate)
Lineage: Eukaryota; Metazoa; Chordata; Chondrichthyes; Rajiformes; Rajidae
Gene: ccdc15
Product: coiled-coil domain containing 15
Exons: 10
Coding region: 16-1581 (521 amino acids)
Cellular component (GO): centrosome
Source: RefSeq, a predicted model, not a curated record